AUGGGCUGGCGAGGUGCCGGCGGACUCGGUGCUGCCGAAAUCGGCGUCUUCUAUUUCUUCGGCGGUCUGCUCAUGGUGAUUGCGUCCUUUUUCGAAUUUUUCCUUGGCCACACCUUCCAGCUCGCUGUGUUUGGAUCCUUCGGCGCUUUCUGGCUCUCAUUCGCAGCGACACUUACACCCUACUUCAAUGCAGCUACUGCAUACCAGCCUCAGAAACCAGAGACGGCUCUCGCAAACCCUACCUUCAACGCCACGUUCGCUUACUUUCCGCUUUACAUGGGCCUCUUGUGUUUUAUAUACUUCAUUGCUUCCCUGAAAACCAACCUUGUACUCAUGUUGACAUUCCUGCUCCUGGUUCCCGGGUUGGGUUGCCUCUCCGGUGUCUUUUUCAAGGCUGCUGAGGGCGUCGCUGCAACAUCACUACAGACCGCCGCCGGUGGCUGCUUCUUCGCGGUCUGCAUUCUAUGUUGGUAUCUACUGGUGGCGCAGAUCCUGGCCUCGGUUGCAUUCCCUGUGCAGCUUCCAGUUGGAGAUCUAAGCCAGUUAUCGACGAUAUUCCGUGGUCGGUUGAAUAAAAAGCGGAACUGA
This is a messenger RNA of Cladophialophora psammophila CBS 110553, 588 nucleotides long. RefSeq lists its product as uncharacterized. The transcript has 2 exons. Gene Ontology annotation, molecular function: acetate transmembrane transporter activity. Bases 1 to 588 code for a protein of 195 amino acids. Gene Ontology annotation, cellular component: plasma membrane. The record is from RefSeq and is a predicted model, not a curated record. NCBI's taxonomy places the organism in Eukaryota, Fungi, Ascomycota, Eurotiomycetes, Chaetothyriales, Herpotrichiellaceae.